Molecule: messenger RNA, 2803 nt
Organism: Myotis davidii
Lineage: Eukaryota; Metazoa; Chordata; Mammalia; Chiroptera; Vespertilionidae
Gene: GTPBP3
Product: GTP binding protein 3 (mitochondrial)
Exons: 10
Coding region: 703-2223 (506 amino acids)
Biological process (GO): tRNA wobble uridine modification; tRNA methylation
Cellular component (GO): mitochondrion; cytoplasm
Molecular function (GO): GTP binding; protein binding; GTPase activity
Source: RefSeq, a predicted model, not a curated record
GCGAGACUCACGUUUCUGGCUUUCGAUGGGGGAGGAGGGGGCGCGGGUCUCGAGGCAGACGACAUUCAGCUCCGCAGGAGCAGGCCGGGGCCAGGGGGAGAGAGGGCUGUGCUGGGGGUUCCGGGAGGCGGCCUUGGAGCCAGGCCCCGAGGAUGAAUUUGGCAAUUGAGGAAGGACAUUGGAGGCCGGGGAGCGGCGGGAGACAAAGCUGGGAAGGGAUGCAAACCUGGGAGCCCUGGGAAAACAAGUGGACAUCUUCCCAGAGGAUUUGCCCAGCGCCGGGACUGUCCCCCUGGGCCUCUGAAAUGCUCUUGCUUCACCUAAUGCUACGGAGUAGCUCGAGAGAGAAACGGGACUCGAACUCUCACCUCUGUCAUUCCUACCGCUCAGCGCCCGCGUUCCUACCACCCCUCCUUUCUGGCAUUUCGGAUGCCCGCAGCUCUAGGAUCUUAAAAAUUCCGUCUAGUGUUGCCAGGGGAAACGAUUUCGCUGCAACCCCAAGUGCAGGCCCUGCCUCUUUCACAGGCACCAGCCAAUAGAAACGCAGAUCUUCAGUGGGUUGGCCGGUCCGUCUUUUGAGGGGCCCAAUGGCAGCCGCGAAUCCUCGAGCACUUGACCAUCCAGCUGCGGAGUGGGCGGGGCCUCCCGUCCGGACUCGCAACCUCUGGGCUGGGCCGGCGGGCCGGUCGCUGCUGGAAAUCCAUGUGGCGGGGGCUCUGGACGCUGGUAGCCCGGGCGGCACGUGGGCCUGGCAGACCGUGCGCGCGCCAGGGCAGCGGCGCCCCGGCUCCUGGGUCCGGGGCCACCAUCUUCGCGCUGAGCUCUGGCCAAGGCCGCUGUGGCAUCGCCGUGAUCCGGACCAGCGGUCCUGCCAGCGGGCACGCCCUCCGCAGCCUGACUGCACCCCGGGAGCUGCCCCGCGCCCGCAGCGCCAGCCUGCGCCUGCUCACCGACCCCCGCCCCAGGGAGCCGCUGGACCGCGCCUUAGUGCUCUGGUUUCCAGGUCCCCACAGUUUCACGGGUGAGGACUGUGCGGAGUUCCACGUGCAUGGAGGCCCGGCAGUGGUGAGUGGCGUCCUGCAGGCCCUGGGUGAGUCUACAGCCUGGGGUUCGAGGUCUGGCCCGGCCAGUGGGCCUGGGUGGGGGCCAGGGUCUCAGCACCCCGGACCGUCCCGCAGCCUGGCCUUUGCCCACGGGAAGCUGAGCUUGACGGAGGUGGAGGGGCUGGCGGAUCUGAUCCAUGCGGAGACGGAGGCGCAGCGGCGGCAGGCCCUGAGGCAGCUGGACGGGGAGCUGGGCCAGCUCUGCGGUGGCUGGGCGGAGACCCUCACUAAGGCUCUGGCCCAUGUGGAGGCCUAUAUCGACUUUGGGGAGGAUGACAACCUGGAGGAGGGCAUCCUGGAGCGAGCUGACAGCCAAGUGCGAGAGCUCGAGGUGGCACUGGACACACAUCUGCGAGAUGCUAGGCGCGGGCAGAGGCUGCGCUCAGGGGCGCACGUGGUGGUCACGGGACCUCCCAACGCGGGCAAGAGCAGCCUAGUAAACCUACUCAGCCGGAAGCCAGUGUCCAUCGUGUCCCCAGAGCCGGGGACCACCCGUGACGUGCUGGAGACCCCUGUAGACCUGGCCGGGUUCCCAGCGCUGCUGAGCGACACGGCAGGGUUGCGGGAGGGUCAGGGGCCGGUGGAGCAGGAGGGUGUGCGGCGCGCCCGAGAGAGGCUGGAGCAGGCUGACCUCAUCCUGGCCGUGCUCGAUGCCUCGGACCUGGCCUCUCCAUCCAGCUGCAACUUCCUGGACACGGUUGUCACCCCCGCGGUAGCUCGGAGCCCCAGUGGGAACAGCCAGCGCCUCUUGCUGGUGCUGAACAAGUCGGACCUGCUGCCCCCUGGGGGUCCAGACCUCAGCCCUGAACUGCCCCCCCACCUGCUGCUGUCCUGCCUGACCGGGGAGGGGCUGGAUGGCCUCCUGGAGGCAUUGAGGAAGGAGCUGGCUAUAGUGUGUGGGAACCCAUCCACAGGCCCACCACUUCUGACGCGGGCAAGGCACCAACAUCACCUCCAGGGUUGCCUGGAUGCCCUUGGCCACUACAAGCAGGCUACAGAUGUAGCCCUGGCAGCCGAGGCGCUGCGCGUCGCCCGGGGACACCUGGCCCGCCUCCACGGUGGAGGGGGCACCGAGGAGAUCCUGGACAUCAUCUUCCGGGACUUCUGCGUGGGCAAAUGAGGGACCGCUGAAGCUUGAACCAGGCUGGAUGGACACCCAGGGACACCCAAGCCUUGAGACACCUGGGAAUAGCUCAGGCCAAGCGAGGUUUUCAUUUCCUUGGGGAAGACCUUGACCGCAAAACACGAGUGAGCUCCCUAUUGCUGACGGUGACCACGCUCUAGCUGGCCAGGUUCCCCCACGGGGACUUGCUGGGGUUCAGGCCCUCGAGUGGGGCUGAGCAGAGGUCCCUUUGGGCACCUGAUCCUGCGGGAGUAGCCGUGAGGGUUGGGAGGGAGUUAGGAGAGUCUCAGGGGUCUGUUUUUCGUAGUUUUAAUGUAUUUUGUAAAUACCAAAGGAAAAAAAAUCUCAGGUGAUCCGGAAAUGUGGAAACCCUCCCCCCACUGCCACUGGUGUCACAGCAUAACUGAUGUCCUUCUAGAACUUUGGGUGUUUGUAUACUUGUGAAUGCGCCUGUAAAAUAUGUUUUAUCUUGUAUAUUCUACAAACUUUGUGUGUUUAUUGCUCUGUAGGUUGUCAUUCCUUUUUUAAUAUUAAUCUUGGAACUUUGUCUCUUGUAUCUUAAAAGUGACUUGCAAAA